AUGAGAGCCAUUACUGUUCUGAUCGGCACAAUUUUCGCUGCCCAUGCUGUGGAUGCCUCGUCUUCUUUGCUGCGUCAUGAAGCACCCAAGCUGCCAGCAUUUGUCCUUGAAUAUGCUCCGAUUGUCGCGCUCGAUCAAGGCGAGGUUUUAUUCCCAGCCGAUAUUGGCAGACGGUUACUAAAUACGAUUCCUAAAGUCAACUUCACCAAAGUUGGAGAAGCACAUUCACUGACGCUUAAUAACUUGAACGAACUUAACAAGCUUGGUAAUACCUCGGUCUUUCUCACCGCCAGGGAGGAUACUACAGACAUCGCAAGGGAGCCAUCUUGGGUGCACGGCGUCAAACCGAACAGCCGAGGAGAAACAUCGAUGCGUUCUACUUCUACUUUUACGCCUUCAACAAUGGUGGACAUGUUGCCGGAGUUCCCGAGGACUUCCAUGUUGGUGACUGGGAGCAUUCCAUGGUCCGAUUCCAAAAUGGCAUCCCAUAUGAGAUAUUUGUCUCAGCAUAGCGGCAGUGGAGAAGCCUUCAAAUAUGGCGCGCUACAGAAGAUCGGGAAGAGGGCGCUCAUAUUUUCAGCAUUCGGCGGUCACGCGAACUACGCUACGAAAGGAUCUCAUAACAUCCCAUUUACUCUUCCGCCACUACCUGUAUUGAACCUGAGUUCAGUGUCAAUACCAGGUAUACCUUCCAGUGUGUUGGAACAUUUGAACUUAACUGCAAUUCUAAAGGCAGUGAUUCCAGCCAACUUCCUGCAGGACAAAACCUCAAUGGGUACUCUAUGGGAUCCAGUCGCUAAUGCCUAUGCCUUCAACUAUACCUUCGACUUCAACCCGCAUCGCACUGCAGAAGAAAACAACCGUUUCACUCCGCUGGCAACACAAAACCAACCCAACCCCCCAACGAACUGGCUGACCUACUUUGGUCAGUGGGGAGACGAGCAAUAUCCAUUGACAGAUGUUCGACAGUUUGAAAUUCUUAAUCUUCCGUCGUUGGCGUACAUCACGAGUGGGCCUAAUGGACCUGUUUUCAAGCAUCUCGUACGAUCAACGUUGGCCACGGCCGAGAUUUCGGCAGGAUUUACAGCGCUCUACACUUAA
This is a messenger RNA of Trichoderma virens Gv29-8, 1101 nucleotides long. RefSeq lists its product as uncharacterized. The record is from RefSeq and is a predicted model, not a curated record. Lineage: Eukaryota; Fungi; Ascomycota; Sordariomycetes; Hypocreales; Hypocreaceae. The coding region runs from base 1 to 1101 and encodes 366 amino acids. The transcript has 4 exons.